UUUAUCACUUAUGAUAACAAGUUUUAAAAGUUAAAAGGCUAUAAACGGAGUAAACCCGAAGGAAAGUUGUAAAAGUGCCGUAAAAGAAAACAUCUCGAUAAAAAUUCCUCCACUACAUUCCGCAAACUUUUAAAAAUUCAUUCCGGGUAUACUUUUCUGCCUGUAUAUUAGGUGUUUGGAGCGGACGUUUAAUUUCACUUGUAGUGGUCCAUCAAGGAAAUAUACAGCAUCUGUUUUCUACAUUUCCGCUGAUGUCGACUUGACGAGGCGCAUUGCAUGGAAUUGACAACUUGUAUGUGAUUCGAGCCUUGCAUUGCCUGGUAGACCCAUAAAAAGCAUAGGAAUCACAAACACUGUGGUCGUUGACAAUGGCCUUAGCAUUUAAAUCUUCUGUCAAUACGGCACCAGUCUCUCAGGAUUUCUCAUAAAUCCCAUUUUGACUGAUAAAACAUGAAAAAUUGGCCAGGAGACACUUCCGAAUUUUGAACAGAAAAGUGCUAUUUCUAAAAGCGACGGAUUUUUUCUUGUUAUAUUGAUAAAUGCAAUAGAUUGGAGUUUUAAGAAGAAAGCAGUGAUAAGAUUAUUGUAAUCCAUUUUGGCUAGCAAAAUAAAAAUGAGUGAGACAAUUUCUAAAGUUACAACGGAACAUAAUGUUGAACAGAAAGAGGAUAGUCCAACAAAAUCAGUAGUUGUUAAUGAAGAAGAAAACACGGAAAAUGUUACAGAAAAACAGGCCAACAUGGACCAGGGCUGGGCAGCCAAAUUGCUCAACCCGGACAAAGACAGGGAGAACCUUUCUCGUGUCUGCUGGAUGCUGCAUGACGUCGGCACCCACUCUCUCCGAUCCGUGUUCGACAGCAUCCAUCCCCCACUUAACCUGAAAGAUCACCUCUCCCAGCCGCACAUCCGCACAGUUCUCCAACGGCUUCACGAGCAAGGAGUCCUGGAUGAGAAGCAAUGGAAACUCCUGUACCCAACCAAGAAAAAGCACACCAACUCACAGCAGUACGACAGCCGGACGCUGGUCACCCUGCUGCAGACUAUUUGUCACCUGUGUCCUCCCUACCCAAACGGAUGGUCGGCUGCUCCCCUGUCGGCUGACAGCAGUCUUAGCGCUGACAUUGUUAGACUACAGCUUCUGUUCCAACAUGUCGCAGAAAUGAAAACUAUUUCCAUCGAAGAGUACACAUCUAUCUGGAAACAGAUAAGAGAGGUGCUUCUCCGACUUGGUGGACCUCCCAUAAGAGUGAGACUGCAUCGUAUUGAAAACGAGGUUCUGGAUGCAGAAAUGCAAACCCAUUACAUCAACAAAGUGAAUGAAAACUGGAGUUCCAAUCAUAAACGAAUAGUGUUUACACCAAAAUCUUCUAGUUCCAGAAACACCAAAGGGAAAACCAAGCGCAAAAACAAGGCAGAACAAGAAGGCAUCCCUCCUGAAGACAAAGCGGUUCUAAUGAAAACUUACAAACUCUUUGUGGACAACAUCCAAGCAGAAGAUAUCAUUGAUCGUCUGCAGCAGAAUCAGGUCAUCAAAUUCAGUGAUCGACAGGAAAUCUUUGCUCUUAACAAACGACAUGAGCGAAUGCAGCUUUUACUUGACAAGAUAUUGAAUUCCAAACUCUCCUACGCAUUCAAAGCUUUGACCGACUCCAUCAAGUUCAAAUACAAGAAAAUCCAUGAAAUCGUGGUACAGAUACGCAAAGAGACCUACAAACAUGGAAUCCGAGAAACAGUUGAUGUCGUUGGUGUAGUGUCAACUGCCCUGAUAAACUUCUACAAAAGCAACUACAGCAAAUGUUCUCCAUUCCCAUGGAACGAGAGCGUGACUUGCAACAUCCGAGACAUGUAUACACCUAUUGACAUCAUUGAUUCUGAAGGAAAACGGUUGCAUCUCAGCGACUUUCUUCCACCUGUGACAGCUAUGGGUAAAGGGCGGCGGAUUCUCAUGGAGGGGCCAAGUGGUAGUGGUAAAACCAUUCUAAGUCACAUGGUAGCCUACAUGUGGGCAACCCAAAGGAGUUACUUCAAAAACAAAUACGGAAUUCUUCUUCAUGUUGAUCUAAAGAGAAUAAACGGGAACUUCCAAGAACAGGUUCACCAUAACCUGCUACCAGACGAUUUCAAACUGAAUCCCUCCGAGUUUUUCUCUAUGCUUGAGGCAAACGCGAGUGAAGUGGUGAUGAUAGUGGAUGGAUACGAUGGCAAACCCAACCAGAAGGUCCUGGAGGAUAUUCUCUCUGGCUCCCAACUCCGACAAGCCAACGUCAUAGUCAUGAUGAAUCCGGAAAUUGUGUCUUCCCCAGGUUUCCUUCCCGAUUCAAGAAUGUUUUCAUUGGGAUAUAGCAUGAAUAAUGUCAGCAGGUGCAUGAAAACGUAUUUGUACCACUACAAGUUCAAUCCGGAAAAUCACCAGAGGCUUUUCGAUACAGUGAGCGAUGAAAACUGGCAAUUUAGACCGUACAUCACCAAACCUAUUUGCUGUUUGCUCAUUUUCGCUAUUUAUCAGUCUUCUAAAAAUGCAAAAAUUGCCGACAUAACGGGACUUACUUCUUUGAUGGAAGCGUACGGUUUUGCAAUGGCCACUCAAUUCUGCAAAAGACAAAAACUUGACAUAAUUGGAUUGGAGUUCCCUGAAGAAGUUGUGAGAGCAAUUGACCAGCUAAGUACAUUUGCAUUUAGAACCAUGAAUGACGAGGAAUAUGCAUUUACUGAAGAGGACAUUCACAAAGAUACUCAGAAUGCUAUUGUCUUCAAAUUAGGCGCAUUUUUAAAGCUCACGCCGGUGUCCAAAUGGAUGUUCACUUGUAGUUUGAUGCACGACUUCCUAGCAGCUAGACAUUUGUCUGAUUACGUUCUAGAGGAGAUGACCAGCGUCAUCAAAGACCAUCGAAUGACGAAGCAGUCCCGAUAUAACCAGCUGGUCGUGUUCAUGUGUGGUUUGUACAGAAACGAUCACGACACUUUGGUCAUUCGUCAGCUUUUCUCAGAAAUGGCGAUCCAGAAUAUUCGACACACGCGGGUCGAGAGCGAGGAUUCUAACGCAUCAUACGAAGAAGUAAGACCGUUGCGGCCUCCAAGCGGAAGAUUCCACGAUUUUGCACAAAGCCUUGAAAGCUUGGCGGAAGCCAAAUUUAGAGAAGAUGGUAUUGAAGUGAUUGCGCAGUCAUUUCCACCGCGAACAGUUAUCAAACGAGAAGGACUGUUACCGUACAGAAGUCUUCUAUCUCUUCCGCAAAUUAUGCUCCAUGACACAAAUCGCAUAACUCAUCUAGAAAUAUACCUCAUCCCCGUAUUUAUCAGUCAGAUCCAACUCUACACCGACUUUGCCGAAGGAAUUGCCAAAAGCAAAGUCCUUACGCAUCUGAAACUGUUCUGGAGUUCCAUGGAUGUGAUGGCUAGAUUCUUGAACGCAUUUAUGGAACAGACGACAUUCGUAGAGUGUGUUACACUGCAGGAUGCUUGUAAAAAACCGACGAAGCAAAUUUCCGCUGCAACUUGGGCGACGUUGCAAAAUGCUUGUCAGAACAUGACAAAAUGUAAAAAAUUCGCCUAUUUGCAGGGUAAAGUAGCAGCAAUUGCUUAUUUUGUCCUUCAACAUCUUCCAGACACCAUUCAAGAGCUAGAUUUUUCAGGUUGUGUGCUCAACAUGAUGUGCGCUUCGGAACUGAGUGCAAAAGUAGAACAUUCUGCAUCGUUGACAGUUCUCGACAUUAGCCAAACGAGUUUAUUCGGAUCGGAGUUCGUUGCCGUGCUUCAGGGACUGAAAUUAAGCAAUACUAUGAAAAUUCUGAAACUCAGAGGUGCAAAACUUGAUCGAGUUGGUGUCAUUACCUUAGCUGAAUGUCUGAAACUAACGCGAACCUUGCAGGUGUUAGAUUUGAGUUAUUGCGAGCUUACCACAGAUAUGUGCAAAACACUUACGGACGCAAUCGCCGAAAACCAUAGUCUUCGAAAACUGGUGCUCAAAAACACAAAAGUGACCAUUGAGGGCAGACAAGCAAUAAACAACCCAAGGCUGGAUCAACUCACAGUUGUCGGACUUGAGGAUAUAGUUUACGCUUUGCAAGCCGUAAAUGUUGCUUAGAUAGGGAUCGACUUAUAGUGACGUAAAAUGUGCAUAGAUGUAUGAUUCGACUUAUAUUGUGAACGGAAAUUAGAAUAGUUAGUGAAUAAUUGUUAAUCUUUCGUUCGUAUUUCAUGUAGUUCAUAUUCAUAAAAAUACGUCUUUUAAAGAUAUUUAAUGUAGUUUUACACCAAAAAAUUAUCAUAUUUAUUUGUAGUGAAAUGGAAAAUACUUUUUCUGACUGAACUAAAACGAGAGAAACAUGCAUGACAAAACAGACAAACAAUAAUUGUUUCUGAGUAAUCGUGUGCAAACUAUUUAUUUAACAUUAAAAAAAACCAAUGUGAUGGGCAAAUCUGUGAUAAAUCUUAAAGUUUAUUUUUAUAAUUUUAUAAUUUUUUAUUUUAUAUGCUAUUUAUAAUAAAGUAUUAUUAAAAUAUCUA
Magallana angulata is the source of this 4506-nucleotide messenger RNA. RefSeq lists its product as uncharacterized. The coding region runs from base 614 to 4084 and encodes 1156 amino acids. The transcript is spliced from 6 exons. Lineage: Eukaryota; Metazoa; Mollusca; Bivalvia; Ostreida; Ostreidae. The record is from RefSeq and is a predicted model, not a curated record. Gene Ontology annotation, biological process: regulation of apoptotic process.